Molecule: messenger RNA, 4449 nt
Organism: Nerophis lumbriciformis (worm pipefish)
Lineage: Eukaryota; Metazoa; Chordata; Actinopteri; Syngnathiformes; Syngnathidae
Source: RefSeq, a predicted model, not a curated record
AUGGCCGCGAAGGAGAUCACCGUUUUCGGCUUCGCAAGUGUGAACAAGGACAUCACAGAAAGUAUCAGGAAGAUCAUUGAGAAAUCUUCCAUCAAAUUUAUUUGCGGAAUUAAGCUCGACACCAAGAGUGGUAAAACAGAAGACCGAAUCCUGGUGCUGGCGACAUGGCGUCUCUACUUUCUAGCGCCCAAGAUUCCUGCCAAGGUUGAAUCCACUUUUAACUUCUUGGAAAUCCGAGCUUUGAAUUCACACCCGGAUCACCAGGUCAUUAUCGACACUGACAAGUCCACCUGUUGCCUGAGGUUUGAGUCACGUGAUCACCUCAACCAUGUCGUCAGCCACAUCAACUACGCACUGUCGCGGAUAUUCAGCAACUCUGUGUUUGCCCCGUCUAUCUGUCACUCGGACAGUGAUCUCUCCGAUGGCAGCAGAAAGUAUUCCCCCAGCUCAGAGACGUCAGUGGAAACCCAGCGGGCGUGCGGAGGCUUUUCAGAAACCUAUGCCGCGCUGUGCGACUAUAAUGGCAUCAGCUGCAAGGAGGAAGUGCAGUGGGACGUGGACACCAUUUACCACUCCCAGGACAAUCGUGAGUUUAACCUGCUAGAUUUCAGCCACUUGGAAAGCAGGGAUCUGGCGGUUAUUGUCGCGUCGGUAGCGUACAACACGUGGUUCACUAAGCUCUACUGCAAAGACCUGCGCUUGGGAUCAGAGGUGACAGAGCAGGUCCUGCACACGGUCAGCAAAUCAUCCAGCUUGGAGGAGAUCACGCUGGAGAAUGCUGGGUUGAAAUCAGACUUCCCACAGAAGAUGUCGGUCGCUCUCUCAGAGAAUCCCGCCGCUGUCAUCCACUCACUCAACCUGGCCCACAACUCUCUGGACAACCAAGGCGUCGCCAACCUAAUCCAGCAGAUGUGUCGUCUCAGCAAGGGUCUGCGACAUCUCAACCUCUCCAAGACUUCUCUCACCUCCAAAGGUGUGGUAUCACUUUCAAUGGCACUGAACUCUAGUGACGAGUACUCCAACUCGCUCCUGCACCUAGACCUGAGCAAGAACCCCGGUGUCCUGUCUGGCGAUGACGCCUCGAGCUUCUAUCUCUUCUUGUCUCAGCCCAACUGCCUGGUGCAUUUGGACCUAUCGGGCACAGAUUGCUCUGUGGACUCACUAUUUGGUGCUCUGCUGAGGGGCUGUUGCGCAGACCUCUCCUUUCUGAAUCUUUCCAAAAAUUCCUUCUCCCACAGAAAAGGGAAGGACACGCUACCGUUGUUCCGGCAGUUCUUCAGCUCCGCCUUCAGCCUGACCCACGUCAGCCUGGCUGCCAUGAAACUACCCCCUGAGGUCCUUAGGGCUCUCCUCGCAGGCUUAACCUCUAACCCUCACAUUAACGACCUUCACCUGGACAUCAGUGGCUGUGAGCUUCGAUGUGCAGGAGCUGCCGUCCUUCAAGAGCUCUUCCCCAGAGUCUCUUCCAUCGCUACUCUAGACAUAUCAGACAACGGUUUGGAUGCAGACUUGCUCACGGUGCUGCCCGCCCUCUCCAGACACCCCUCGCUGAAACACCUUCAUCUCGGCAAGAAUUUCAACAUCAAAAACAGGGUUCUUGACGAAGUCCUGCAGAAGUUGGUGCAGCUCAUUCAAGAAGAAGAAUGUGCCCUACAGACACUGUCGCUGACCGACUCACGCCUCCGUUCCCGGGGUACGGUGUUGGUCAACGCCCUAGGGAGCAACACCUGCCUGAGGAAAGUGGACCUCAGCGGCAACAACAUGGACGACAUUGGAGCCAAGAUGCUGAGCAAAGCCCUGCAAAUCAACACCACGCUUCGGAGCGUGACAUGGGAUCGCAACAACACCUCCGCAGCAGGAUUUCUUGAUGUGGCCAGAGCACUCGAACAUAAUUUCACCCUGCAGUAUAUGCCUCUACCCCUGAGCGACAUCAGCCAGGCGUACCGCAGCGCCCCUGAGAGGACCGAGCAGGCAUUGACCAAGAUCCAACGGGCCCUGGUGAGGAAUAACCAGACUCAGCGCUUCUCCCAGCGUCAGGCUCUAAGGCUGCACCAAGGCCUAGUCACCAGCACGGCUGAGCAGGUAAUGGAGCGUCUGUGCGCACGCGUCCAGCAGCAGGUGUGCAUGCUACGAGGCGUAGGAGAGGCAGAUGACAUUCAAGCUGCCAAACAAGUACUGAAGGAGGCUCGAAAUUCCCGCGCGCUUUAUCCCUCCCUGUGCGAACUGGCCCACGUGCUCUCCGUGGACGGGCCAGUACGCCAGCGUCUGGACUCGCUCGCUGGUGAACUCGCCAAAGCCGCUGACAAAGAGCUUCAGGUGAUCGUCGAUUCAAUGGUGUCCCUCUGCCGCGAACUCUGCCCCCUGUCGUCUACGGCGGCAGAGCAGCUGACGCCACCACUCUCAUCUGUCUCCGAGCACGUGUCCGUUCCUCGCACUGCCAUUCGCUCUGCUCUGAUGGAAAGAGCAGCGCAAGACGUCCAUCGUGCCUUAGAAGAGGUCAAACUGUCUGUGGUCUCCUAUCUCACCAACUCUAUCGUGGACCAAAUCCUUCAGGAGCUCUACACCACCCACAAGACGCUGACCCGGCAGGUGUCUCAUCUAAAACGCUGGGAUGGGUCUUGCGAAGAUGGUACAGGCUGGAGGUUCAACCGACACCGGGACUCUCUAGAUAUCACUGAGGAGGAGCUCGGCACCUGUAUAGAUACAAUAGCCAUUAAGAAGCGCAGUUCAAGAACAAGACGAAUACGACCUGUCUCCACCAGGCUGAGUCUCUGCGACGACUCCAGCUCCUCACCGCCCCCAUCCAUCCCUUCCUACUCCACACCUCUAUCGCGCUCGGUCUCCUGGGAGGGUCUGUCUGAGUUACCCACACAGGGUCUGCCCCUCCACCACGUCACCAGGGUCCGCCCGAGACCUCCGCGCAGGCACAAAGGAGGAUAUCAACCAGCAGAGACACAGUGUAGUGAAAAUGGAGGCAUAAGCCCUCUGGAUGAUGGACUGCCAGAUUUCUAUACUAAAAGAGUCCUUCCCGAUAGUCAGCUCUCCUCCCUGCACACCACUCACUCACUGAGGAGGAAGAAGCGGAGAAAUGUACUGGCCAUCUUUGGGUUCCGCAGAAACCGCAACCAGACGCUGUCCAACCAGGAGUCGGACGCUGAAUUUUAUGGCGAUCAUGCUGUUGCUACAGCACCCUCGGGGAUAGCCACAGAGAACGUGUACACGCUCCUCCAACCUCCGAGGUCUGCUGCUAGGGUGGAGUCUCCUGGGGACGGACCAGAUGGAAAGAACACUCUGGUUCUGAGUCCCCCGCCGCCAGUGCCAGGCAUUCCUCAUUCAGGCAUUGGAGGAAACAAGCACCCCUUUUACUCACCCACUGAGAUCCAUUCUGAAGUAGACACGGUGCCCGCCGAGCAUCAGCCUACGGAGGCAGACAAGUACUGGGCAGAUGACAAGCAGAGGACCAGUGAGGUGUUGCUAGCCGAGGAUAUGUGGAUAGAAGGUAGGCCGGGCGAGCGCCACGUUGAGAGACGGCGCUCAGACGAGAAGCUGGGAGAAGCCUGGACCACUGACAGACAAAUGGACAGACAGUGGACCGCUGAGAGACACACACAGUGGCAGAUCGACAGGAAGAUGGAGAGACAGCGGUUGGGCGGCAGACAGAUAGACCGCUCGUGGUCAGAGAGUAAGCAGACGGACUUACAGCUGGACUCCCAGUGGACGGACAGGACCACGUGGAAGACAGAUAGACAAGUCCAGGGUCUUUAUUUCGGGCAAAGGCCGUUGCCGCCUUACCCUUUGGAUAGGACGCCCUCGCCCAAACAGGAAAUGAGCAUGGAAGCGGACAUACAAGGGGAAAGACAUGUCAGUCCAGAUGCUUGCAUAGAAGGGUGGAGGAGUGGUUAUGCCGGACGUCCGGGCUCCUGCGUGGCGAAACCCGAGCCUCCACCGCAAAGUAGCAAACCUAACUUGUCCAAACUGAGGCAAAGGCAUCGACUGGAAAGCUCGGAAACGCUGCCUGAGGAAGAUGACAAUGGCGAAAGGAUGGAAAAGAAAGAUCGGGAGAAAAGAAGAGAUCUGGAGUCUCAACCUCCACCAAUUCCUGAAAAGCCGAGGACAACGUCGUACGUGAGUUUCCCGAAAGAACCGCCUCCGGAGAGGAGUCUGCCCCCUCCACCCUUGCCCCCUCCCUUCAGCAGGCACGGGCUGCCAGACAGAGCCGCCAGUCAAGGCGACGAAGGAUCGAGGCCUCAAGCACCCAUAAAGCCCCAAAGGAACCGGAAAGCCAUGUCUUGUGACGCAGGCACGGACAGGGACAGCCCCAAUAGCAUUGAGAAGCUCCCAAAUCGCAAACCCCCUGAGAAAAAGCCUAGGCUGCCCCAAAACAGAAAUAAGUCGUUGGACUUGUCUGACAGCUUCAACGCAGUACCUGGUCACAGCGAGUUGGUGUGA